This is a messenger RNA of Gastrolobium bilobum, 3040 nucleotides long. Its product is annotated as exosome complex exonuclease RRP44 homolog A-like. The coding region runs from base 90 to 2975 and encodes 961 amino acids. The record is from RefSeq and is a predicted model, not a curated record. Gene Ontology annotation, cellular component: nuclear exosome (RNase complex); cytoplasmic exosome (RNase complex). Gene Ontology annotation, molecular function: RNA binding; endonuclease activity; 3'-5'-RNA exonuclease activity. The transcript has 26 exons. Lineage: Eukaryota; Viridiplantae; Streptophyta; Magnoliopsida; Fabales; Fabaceae. Gene Ontology annotation, biological process: rRNA catabolic process.
UGAAGAGGCUUGCUAAUGUUUUUCUUCCUCUUUUCUCUCUUCUACUUUACUUUGAAGAAUUUUGCAGCUGCACUGCAUUUGCUACCACAAUGAGCCCAAUGGAAGAAGAUGCAAGUUCUUCUAUUCUUUCCAAGUCACGCUCCAUCAAAGAACCAUAUCCGUCCAAGAAGAUGCGCCACAAUGAUUCCUAUGCCAAGAGAAGUAGAAAUGGCAGAAUUUUUGUGCAAAGGAAGGAGCAUUACCUUAGAGAUGAUAUAUAUUGCGGUGCUCCAUUUUGCACCAUUUGCGAUUCUUCUGUUGCUUGCCUCAAUGCUUCUGCUUCAACUCUUCUGGUUGUCGACAGCAAUGUCAUUCUCAACCAGAUUGAUUUGCUGGAGAAUCCCGCCAUCACUAACGUGGUUUUGUUGUCCGUUGUGCUGGAGGAGGUUAAGAACAAGAAUAUGGCUGCUUACAAUCGGAUAAGAGCUAUAUGUAGCAAUUCAAUGAAGAAUUUCUUUGUUUUUUUAAAUGAACAUCACAUGGAUACUUAUGUUAAGCAAAUGAGUGGGGAAACUAAAAAUGAUAGGAAUGACAGAGCUAUCCGAGUGGCUACUCAAUGGUAUCAGAAUCAUCUGGGUGGUGCAAUAAAGGUUUUACUUAUAACUAAUGAUAAAGAGAACAAAAGGAAGGCUAGUGAAGAAGGCAUCCAUGCAGAAACAGUUGAGUCAUAUGUCAAGUCUUUGGACCGACCUGAUUUACUUGACUUGUUAGUGCGACCUGCAUUGGAAGAUGUGGCCAUUGAAGAGGUUGAAGAUCUUAGACCAUCCAAGAGGAAAGUAGUCUAUCCAGAGCAUAAGCAAAUGCCAGAAAUUAAUUCUGGUUUGGAUCGUGGAAUAUAUCAUCAAGGGCGACUUCAUGUAAAUUGUUACAAGCUAUUCAAAGCAUAUGUUAGGAGCAAGAGCUUUAGUGAUGAAAUAAUUAUUGAUGGGCGCUUAAACAUGAAUCGUGCUUUUGAUGGUGAUAUUGUGGUGGUUGAAAUUCUGCCUCAGGACCGGUGGCUACAAGUGAAGUGUCUAUCUAUAGCUGGUGAAGAGGAUGAGGAUGAUGAAGAUGUUCAUUUAGCUCCAAAAAGUGCUGAAGAUGCACCUAGAACUAUUCCUCAGCAAGGUUCUACUGCAGAAAUGAAUGUUGUAUCCAGUCGCCCUUCUGGUUGUGUUGUUGGCAUUAUAAAGAGAAACUGGCAUUCGAUAAGGUACUGUGGAUCUUUGGAGCCAAUGCCUAUGCCUGCUGGGAGUGGUGCUGUUGCCCGUGCAUUUUUUGUCUCCAAAGAUAGUAGAAUUCCCAAGAUUCAAAUCCAAACCCGCCAGUUGGAGAACCUUUUGGACAAGAGGAUUAUUGUGAAUGUUUAUUCUUGGGAUCGUAAUUCUCAAUAUCCAUCAGGCCAUUAUGUACGAACUAUAGGAGAGAUAGGUGGCAAAGAAAUUGAAAGAAAGGUGGUUUUGAUAGAAAAUGAUAUAAAUUCGGAGGCAUUCUCUCCCCAAGUGGAGGCAUGCUUGCCACCGUUGCCAUGGUCAGUCUCUUCUGAAGAUUUGGCUAAUCCAAUUAGGCAGGAUUUGCGUCAUAUGCGUGUCUUUAGUGUGGAUCCUCAAGGCUGCAAGGAUAUUGAUGAUGCACUACACUGUUAUGCUCUUCCAAAUGGAAACUUUGAAGUUGGAGUUCAUAUUGCUGACGUGACAAAUUUUGUGCAUCCUGACACUCCACUUGAUGAAGAGGCUACAGAAAGGGGUACGUCUGUCUACCUUGUUGAGCGGCGGAUAGACAUGCUUCCAAAACCUCUUACAGAGGACGUAUGUUCUCUUCGAUCUGAUGUGGAAAGGCUUGCAUUCUCUGUCAUCUGGGAAAUGACACCUGAAGCGGACAUUAGAUGUAGCAGAUUCACAAAAAGUGUCAUUAAAUCUUCUGCAGCAUUGUCUUAUGAUGAAGCACAAGUGAGGAUGGAUGACAGUCGAUUGAUGGAUCCGCUAACUACAGAUUUGAGGAAUAUGAAUAGUUUAGCUAAGAAAAUGAGACAAAGGCGAAUUGAGAGAGGAGCUUUAACUCUUGCGUCUGCUGAAGUCAAAUUUCAAAUUGACACAGAGACUCAUGAUCCCCUUGAUAUUGGCAUGUACCAGUUCCGGGAAGCCAACCAAAUGGUGGAGGAGUUUAUGAUUGCUGCUAAUGUUUCCGUUGCACAACAAAUUGUUAAAAGUUUUCCUUUGUGCUCCUUAUUAAGGCGACAUCCAGCUCCAACUAAAGAGAUGCUUGAACCCUUGCAACGUACUGCUGCUGCAGUUGGUCUGCACUUAGAUGUAUCAUCAUCAAAAGCAUUGGCUGAUUCUCUUGAUCAUGCCGUGGGUGAUGAUCCAUACUUCAAUAAGCUAAUCCGCAUAAUGGCAACUAGAUGCAUGAGUCAGGCAGUUUAUUUCUGCAGUGGGGAUCUUAGCCCUCCAGAAUAUCAUCAUUAUGGGCUUGCAGCUCCUCUAUAUACCCAUUUCACAUCACCUAUAAGAAGAUAUGCAGAUGUUGUCGUGCACCGGCUUCUUGCUGCUUCUUUAGGAAUAUCCAAGUUACCAUCCAAAUUUCAAGACAGGAAGCUCACUAGUAUUGCAGACAAUUUAAAUAAAAGGCACAGGAAUGCUCAGAUGGCAGAGCGGGCCGAUAAGGAACUGCAUGCUCUCGAUAAAUUCAGGUAUCCAACAGAUGAGGAGGCUAGGAUAGUGAAAAUAAGAUCUAAUGGAUUUUUUGUGUUUGUUCCCAGAUAUGGCAUAACUGGACCUGUAUAUUUGACACCAAGAGCGGAAAAGGGAGGUGGAGAAUGGUAUGUAGAUGAGCAACAGCAGAAGAUUAAAAAGAUUGAUGGUAGUCUUUCAUACAGCAUGUUGCAGAAAGUCAAAAUUCACAUGGAGGUUGUUAAGUGUCAGCUUAACUGGCCAAAACUUCAGCUUUCUCUCAUCUAGAUGUAUAUGAGCAUUGAAAAUUUGAAAGAGCUAAAUUGGUCAAAAUUUUUCCAAUUUAGACUAUU